AUGGCCUCCCCUGCGACGGCGGACUCGCCUGCAACAUCUAAAGAGACAUUUGUCGAUGAGAACGGCAUUAUGAGGACAGAUCCCCGUCACGAUCAGGCUGUGGAUAUGGACGAGAAGCACAACAAGGACAACGGUGCUGUCGAAUCGGAGUCCAGCGACCAUGAGCAGCCACAAAAGGAAUUCAAUGAAGGUGGAUAUGGCUGGGUCGUGGUUAUGGUCGUUUUCCUCAUCAACUUCCAUACCUGGGGUAUGAAUUCAGCAUAUGCUGUAUUCUUAGCUUACUACCUGACCUCCAACGCGUUCCCCGGAUCAAGUGCCAUAUCAUUUGCUUUCGUCGGUGGUCUGUCCAUAUCGAUAGCCCUCCUCCUCGCACCACUAGCAACAAUUUGCAUCCGGAAAUAUGGUACUCGUACUUGUCUCCAGAUCGGCGUGGUCCUGGAGACGGCCGCAUUCAUCGGCGCGUCCUUCACCUCUGAGCAAUGGCACCUUAUCCUAUCGCAGGGGAUAGCCUUUGGCGCUGGCAUGGGCUUCCUCUUCACGGGCUCAGUCGGCCUGGUCCCGCAGUGGUUCCACAAGAAGCGCUCUCUCGCAAAUUCCAUAGGGACUUCUGGGUCUGGCUUUGGUGGUCUGACGUACUCCCUGGCCGCACAUGCCAUGAUUGAAAACCUCGGCCUUCCAUGGGCCUUCCGGAUCUUGGCUAUCCUGGCUUUUGCUGUCAACGGCGUCUGCAGCUUCCUGGCGCGAGACAGGAACGAGGAGGUCGGUGCGAUUCAACAGGCGUUCCACAAGGACCUCUUCAAGAGGAUCGAGUUGUAUCUGUACCUAGCCUGGGGCUUCUUUUCAAUUCUGGGGUACAUCGUUGUCGUCUUUUCACUGGCAUCAUACGCCUCCGCAGUUGGAUUCACGGCGAACCAGGGGUCCAUUGUAGCGGCCAUAUUCAACCUGUCUCAAGGCCUGGGGAGACCAGUGAUCGGCCUACUCAGCGACAAGGUCGGCCGGAUCAACAUCGCCGCCCUGGGCUCACUGAUCGCCGGGCUGGCCGCCUUCUUCCUCUGGAUAUUCGCGGCCAAACACUUUGCUGGCGCCAUCGUCUACAGCUUGUUCGGCGCCUUCGCGGGUUGCAUCUGGCCGUGUGUAGCUCCCGUCGCGGUUGAGGUCGUGGGGCUGCAGCUGCUACCUUCUGUCAUGUCUAUCACGUGGUUGGUAUUGGUACUGCCUGCGACUUUUGCCGAGGUCAUUGGCCUCAGCCUCGUGGAGCCCGGGAGUGAUGGAUAUUUGCACGUGCAGGUGUAUACUGGAGCGAUGUUCGUCUCGGCAUUUGCUGCUCUUUGGGCACUGCGGGUAUGGAAGAUCCACACGUUGGAAAUCGCCAAGUUGACGAAGGAGGGAGAACGGGAUAUCCGCAACCCAGAUACCGUCGGGGCGGGAACACAUGUUUCGCCUGCUGACCACAAGUCGUUCUCGAUGGCUUUUGCUAUGAAAGCCUGCUUUUCUCUCACCAAAGUGUAA
Messenger RNA from Diaporthe citri, 1509 nucleotides. RefSeq lists its product as uncharacterized. Gene Ontology annotation, biological process: transmembrane transport. The record is from RefSeq and is a predicted model, not a curated record. Lineage: Eukaryota; Fungi; Ascomycota; Sordariomycetes; Diaporthales; Diaporthaceae. Gene Ontology annotation, molecular function: transmembrane transporter activity. The transcript is spliced from 6 exons. Bases 1 to 1509 code for a protein of 502 amino acids.